Mercurialis annua (annual mercury) is the source of this 1544-nucleotide messenger RNA. Its product is annotated as probable glycosyltransferase At5g11130. Bases 137 to 1339 code for a protein of 400 amino acids. The record is from RefSeq and is a predicted model, not a curated record. Gene Ontology annotation, molecular function: glycosyltransferase activity. NCBI's taxonomy places the organism in Eukaryota, Viridiplantae, Streptophyta, Magnoliopsida, Malpighiales, Euphorbiaceae. The transcript has 6 exons.
AUAAGUAACCGCCAAGAGUACCCGCACACAUUCCUUGUGGCUCUGCAUCAGCUACACUACACUACACCCCCUCAAUCUCUCUCCAAUACAGCAAAUUUUCCAUCACUUUCCCGAGAAAACAAAUAAGGAAACGAAAAUGGUGAAUCCUCCGACAAGAAACCGAAACCAGUGGACCUUGAAUAACACUACAAAUUACUUAGAGAGGAUUGCGAUUCUACUCAUGAUCGUCAACGGACUCGGACAGCUCUGGUUCCCGUCGGCCUACAAUCAUAAGAGAUCUCGACAUUUCAAGAUUUGUGAUGAGAUAUUUCAGAAUCCUGAGAAAUUUAAAACGGAUUAUUCUGAAAUGGAAAGUAAAAUGAAGGUGUUUGUGUAUCCUGAUGGAGCUUGUGGCAGUUCAAAUGGACAGUUGCGUAUUGACUCUGUUCAUGCUAGUGAAGAAUUUUUCUUCAAUAAUAUUUCAAAGAGUAAAUUCUCUACUCAGAAUCCAGAUGAGGCUCAGUUUUUCUUUAUACCUCUGAAUUGUCUUCAAUUGGACAAAUUGCCAAAUAUUGUUGAGGAAUUCUUCUAUAGUUUGAUUGUCAAGUAUAGCUACUGGAAUACAGACUCUAGUCAUCAUUUUGUUGUGGCAUGUCGAGGCAGUUUUGUGAAUGCCAUUGAACAAGUCCCUCUUCUCGUAAACCAUGCAACCCGAAUUGUCUGUUCUCCAAGCCAUGGUGCCACUGCCACAACUCUUUGCGGCAGAGCAAGAACUCUCCCACAAGUACAGCAGCCUUUUCUUCAUCAAGCUGGUCUAAUUAACUUCAAGAAUAGAAAUAUGCUUGGUUUUUGGGCUGGUCAGACCAAUUCUGAUAUAAGAAGAAAAUUGGUUGAACUUUGGCAGAAUGAUACAGACUUGGAUAUUCAGAAUAGUAAUAUCAAUGCAAAUCACAGAGGACAUUUCUUAUACUAUGAAAAGUUCUACAAAUCCAAGUUCUGUAUUUGUCCUGGUGGAUCGCGAACUGAAGGCGGUAGGCUAGCAUCAGCAAUUCAUUAUGGAUGUGUCCCAGUUAUUUUGUCGGAUCACUUCGAUCUGCCUUUUACAAACUUUCUGGAUUGGAAAAAGUUUUCAGUACAGCUGAAUGAGAGUGAUGUGUAUGAUCUUAAAAGGAUCCUUAAGGCAAUACCAAAGGACAAAUACAAAGAUCUACAGAGAAACACUGUUAAGGCUCAGAUGCAUUUCAAAUGGAAUUCUGCUCCGAAGAAAUAUGAUGCAUUUCAUAUGGUGAUGUUUGAACUGUGGUCAUCAACGCCUCCUAACCAGAUAUUUAGUCAGCAACCCUUACUGUUUGACGACUAAAGUACCAGCUGACAGACCAAGAAAAGUUCUUCUCUUAAGUUCCUUUUUAAUAUGCAAACUUGCAAUUUGAGAGGUAUUAAUCAUUUUUUGAAACUUGAAAGUCAAGUUUUUAGAGGUUGUAAAGGUACCAGUACCACCAAUCCAUAGAAAUGUAUGAAAUGGCAAUCAAAUUGAAUUUCGUACGUUGAAGUUUUAGUUCUCAGAA